CAACAGUCCGUCCGCCCAGCCAGUCGCUAGUCGACGACGCUCGCGUUGUGACGCUUCGGCUGUCAGGACUAGUAGACGCUCCAAGAACUUUAUUCCAACCGAACUCUAUCUCUCAGUGCCCGCGCGAUCGCCGCGCGAAUUUUUAAACUCAGUGCGUGGACUAAUAUGAUAGACUCUUUUUAUCUUUAAAAGUUUCUUUUAUUUUUUUUUAUUGUUUCUUUUUUUUUCAUUAUGGCUUUUAAGUAUUUUUUGAAGAUUUUUCGGUUUUGUAUACUUUCGUUUUUUAUACUUUAUAACGAGUUGGUCAGCAGCCAGGCCCAGAAUGGUGGAGAAAAUAAAAUUCCCAUUGGUGUAGUGUUUGAUCAGAAUACUGAGGAAAUACAGAACGCUUUCAAGUUUGCGAUGCUGCAGCAUUCUAAUAGUGCGAACAAAUCGAACCUCGACUUCCAACUCUACGUAGAUAUUAUCAACACGGCCGACGCCUUCAAACUGUCACGACUCAUUUGCAACCAAUUCGCGCGAAGCGUAGUUGCUAUGCUGGGUGCAGUUGCUCCGGAUUCAUUCGACACCUUGCAUUCUUAUGCAAACACGUUCCAAAUGCCUUUUGUCACGCCAUGGUUCCCCGAGAAGGUGAUCCCCCCCUCUUCAGGACUCAAUGACUAUGCUGUCAGCUUGCGUCCCGACUACCACCGCGCUGUCAUUGCUACUAUCACUCACUACGGAUGGAAGAGUGUUAUCUACAUUUACGAUUCCCAUGACGGUUUACUGCGCCUGCAGCAGUUGUACCAAAGCCUGCAACCUGGAAAAGCGUCAUUCCGCAUAACAAAUGUGAAGAGAGUGUCCAAUGCAUCUGAUGUCGUGGAAUUUCUGCGUACUAUUGAAAAACUGGACCGUUGGAGCAAUAAAUAUGUGGUUCUUGAUUCCACCACUCAACUUGCUAAAGCUGCACUAAUUAUGCACGUACGGGAUGUGCACCUUGGCCGUAGAAACUAUCAUUACUUCCUAAGCGGACUGGUUAUGGACGACAGAUGGGAGAAGGAAGUUACUGAAUACGGAGCUAUCAACAUCACAGGAUUCCGUCUACUGGAUUUUUCCCGAAAAGUUGUCCGUGACUUUAUUGACGCCUGGAAGAGAGAGACAAUUUCUGCGCAAGCUGCUCUUACUUAUGACGCAGUGCAGGUAUUAAUUGAUGCCAUACUUCGACUGGUAAAAAAGAAGCCUGAAUUUGUACGAGCGACCAUGCGCCGCGCGAAUUCAAAUAGUACGAACAAAUCUAUGGACUGUAACCCGAAAAACAAAUUCAUACCUUUUGAGCACGGCGAGAAGAUAUCUCGGAUGAUAAGAAAAACGGAGAUUGUGGGAAUAACGGGCAACAUACGUUUCAAUGACGUAGGACACCGCAAGAACUUCACUCUUCAAGUUAUGGAACUGACCGAAGACGGUGACAUGAUUAAGAUAGCAACUUGGUCUGACAAUAGAGGAUUCGUACCUGUCAAACCUAAGAGGAGGGCGCCUAGCUUCAUUGGAACCUAUGAUCGCAAUAAGACGUAUAUUGUGACCACCAUCGAGGAGCCACCCUACAUCAUACGCAACGACCCCGAAGACCCAGAAUACGACCCCGACGAACCAUUCACUGGAUUUUGCGCCGAGCUCACAAAAAUGCUUGCCGAAAAAAUGGAAAUCAACUAUGAAAUCAAGAUUGUGAGGGAUGGAAAGUAUGGCAGUGAAAAUCCUACAUCACCUGGCGGCUGGGACGGAGUGGUGGGCGAGCUUUUGAGAAAGGAGGCGGACAUUGCCAUCGCUCCACUGACUGUGACUUUGGAACGCGAAUCGGUCAUUGAUUUUAGCAGACCAUUCCUAUCUUUCGAUCUUAAACCUAAUAAAAAUACGGAAAACACUACCAGUGCUAUAUUUAGCUUCCUUCAACCACUUUCGAUGGAAAUAUGGAUUUCGAUCCUCUGCAGCCUUUUCGCAGUAAGCGUGGUGUUAUUCAUCGUAUCUCGAUUCUCGCCUUACGAGUGGCGUGUUGUCUCUUUCACUGAUUCUCACUCUGACCAUUCCGAUGUUUCUACUACAAAGACCACCGUGGUGAACGAAUUCAGUUUUUGGAAUUCUAUGUGGUUCUCGCUUGGCUCCUUUAUGCAGCAAGGCAGCGACAUUAACCCCAGGUCAAUUUCGGGAAGGAUUGUGGGCUGCGUGUGGUGGUUUUUCGCAUUGAUCGUGAUUUCAUCAUACACAGCUAACCUAGCUUCAUAUUUGACUCUGUCUCGUAUUGCGGAACCAGGUGCAUCUUACACUAAACUGGCUACGUGCCCCGAGGACACUAUUGACGUACCGAAAGUUGUACCAACACCAACUGAAUCUCCCGAAAAGGUUACGGACGAGCAUGGUUGGCUUGCCUAUAUUAUGGAUCGCCCAACUGCGGCGCCUGAGGAAGACAAACCAUGUGAAAUGGUAGUUUCCCUGACUCACUCUGGAUACAAGGACUUUGCUGUUGGUAUCCCUAAGGGAUCCCAGCUGCGGGACGGCGUAAAUAUGGCAUUGCAAUCACUGAAAGAGGAAGGUGCCAUUCCGAGACUGGUGCGCAAAUGGUUUACCAAAUCUGAGUGUGAUCAUUCUGACAAUGAAAAAGGAUCCGAGCUGACUUUGAGCCAAGUGGCUGGCUUGUUCUACGUUUUGGUUGGAGGUCUGUCUCUGGCUAUGGGUGUUGCCUUGAUUGAGUUCUGCCGACAUGGUCGCUCAGAAGCUGCUCGUGCCAAUGUGCCGCUACGCGAUGCUCUGCGCGCUAAGACUCACCUCGGCAACACUGAACGUAAGGGGCAAUCUCAACGCAGUGCACAACGUGAAAACGAACGUCUUGGAUGGAACGGUGGAGCUUUCGGAAGCCAGUACUACAGCCCGGCCAACCAGAUCGGCCAGGAGGAGACGGCGCUGCAUACUAGCUUCACACAAGUCUGAUCCGCAGCCCGGGAGGCGACGACUUCGAUUCGUCGGCCGUCCCACUCCCGGAAGAUGUCCAGUUCAGUCGAGCUCUAUCAACUAUAAACAACCUGGCAUCCCUCUGACAACCGAUUACCUGCAUUGACCACGGACCUAAUGGCUUUUGCCCCUAUACUACAGCGGAUUCGAAUACUGAACGAAUUGGCUUUUACUGGACUGACUAUCACUGAUUUGAUGAAAUCAUUGGAAAACCCCCGAUUGGGUGAUAAUUAUGUAAAUAAAUUUAGAUAAAAUUUUUAAAGUAUAAUAACUUUAACGCAAAUUUUCUCUUUUUACGUUUUGAUGUGUAAGCUAAACGAACGACACUAAUCUAUAUUUUCAUUUUCAUUUCAUUCUUAAUAUUAGGAAAAAGACUUGUAAGGAAGGGAAACGUUGGAUCUCUUUUUAUGUAUGUUAUAUUAGAUUGUAACGUGUCGUAUGUUUAAGUGAAUUUUACGCCAUCGUUGUUCACUGAACUAAGGCCACACGCGAUUCCUAAGGGAGCAUUUAAAGUAAUUUAAACGAAAUUUUUAUCUAACUAACGCAUUUACCGAAACAUUACCCCUCCCCACCCAAAUAUAUAUAACGUAAAAUUUUACUUAAACAUCAUUAUUAAAUAUGAAUUAUGUUGGCAAUUUAGUUGUUAAAAAAAGCCUGGCGUAUUUUACAAAGUAGAUGAAUAUCAGGGUCUUAUAAUUACGUGUUUAGUAAGUAAAACUUUUUUAAUUAGGUGACAUAAUUUAAAAUCCUGUAAUUCUAAAAGUUAUACCAGGUAGUUAGAUAAAGAUAAACGUUAAUUAUGGCUAAGUUACCGCUGUGAGGGCGCGGCGCCGGCGGUACUCCAGUUGUUGAAAUUAACGACUACGUUUGACUGCAGAGCGCCUAAAUAUUCGCGAGUUACGGCGAUACGUGUUUGAUUGUCAGUGCGACCGAUCGUACAUACGUCGCCGUAGGGCUGCAGCUGCGGCCCCAGCGUGUACUGGCGUGCGUGGCAGCCAAAAUUAAAUUGUAAAAACGGAUUGUUACUAGCCCAAUCUGUUAUUUCUAUACACAAAAUCUCACACUGACUAACAUGUCAGUGUAAAUAUCGAUCGUCAGUAAAACACUUAUUUUACUGUUAACGUUAGUAAAAGGAUAAACAGAUGGGUAAAAAGAGAAGACGGACUGAUAAAACUAUCUUUAUAAUUCUAUUGACUAAAAUGUAAAAACCUUUAGGGCAGGUCAAUUUUACUUGCAUAGGUAUAAUGAUAUGCCAGGGAUGAACAACGUUCACAGAGGUUGCUAACUAUACUGGAGCAUUAUAUCGUCGACUGUUAAUUGUGUCCAUCUCUGGGAGUACUACAUUAUUGAUGUAUUACAUUAGCAGUUAGUUAUUUAGUAGUUACAGUGAUCACAUGAAGAUGUUUGCAUAUACAAUGAUCCGAUAACACGGUAAACGCUUUUGUAUGGCACGUGCUCGGUACAUUUUGUGCAACAUAAUUAUACACACGUAAUCAGAAACAACACCCACUUUACAAGUGUUCACUGUAACUUUAUAUUUUAGAAGUAUACUAUAAGCACAUGUAACCAUAGGUUUAAAAUCAAUAAUAAUAAAUAUAUUAAAUAAAACGUGUAUCAGAACUUCAAUAUAAAAAGUAGUUUCAAAAUUGACGUCUAUAUCACAUACAGUUUUUAUUAAGAUUUACCUUAAAUAUAAUCCAAUUAAUAAAAAGUAGGCUAAAUUUCUGUGUCUUAAUGUGUAAUUGAGUAGAUGAAAGCACAUUACAAUCUGAUUCCUCCAAAUAAAUCAGUUAUUUUAUCUAUUUUAUUUACUACUUUAUUAUAUAUAACUAUGAAUAUAUUACUUCUCGACUCUAUAAAUUAUAACUUACUACAACCAAUUGAUCAGUUAACUAUUUACUCUUAAUUUUAUAUGUAUUUAUAUAUUGAUAUACAUUUUAUAGUAAAUGUUGUUACCUAUAAAUUAAGAUGAAUAAAUUAUUAAUGCCAAAGGCACUAUAAAAUCAUAUCAAAAUUAUAAGUGACAGUCAAACUAUUAGGAAAUUCAUUAUUGGUUUGUUUUUAUAAUUAAAUUUAAGCAAAAAUUAUUGGUAUGUAGCUUGUUAAAUUAAUUACGCUUCCGUCCUAAAGCUAUUUUGAUAAUUUAAAAAUACCGUUAGCUAUUAAUUAAGCUUGGCCUCUAAUUUUUUUUUAUUUAUCUUUUGGCACCUGCCGAAUUCUAGUUUUUAAAUUUUGUGCCAAAAGUAUCAGCAAUGAAAGGGGAUUGGAUAUAAAGGGAGAAUGAUAAAAUUCACUAUUACUAUAAAACAAAUAAUGUAAAAUCUGCGGUGAAAUCCGUCCGUCUGGUUGAAAGGCUGAACAUUACUACGGAAGCGAUUUACGGCGCUUAAUUUCAAUUGGAUAUUAUUGACAGAACUCCGCUACAUUUGGCCACCAAUAUUCAUUUUGCAAAUUAACUGUACUGAGCCAGUCAGACGUCACUCAAAUUCAUUUGCAAUUAACAAAAUUACAACAACAUUUGCAAUCACUUUUUUGUAUAUAAAAUAUUGCCAUUUUAACAUAAUUGCAUCUUUAUACAUAUACAUAUUCUACUUAUUCCUAAUAUUUAUAUUAAAGAAUUCUUCAAAUGACUGAUUUACAUAAUCGUUUCACGGACGUAGUCUAGAUAUAAGAGCGUAUUUCAAUAAUUAUAUUAUAUUAAUCAUUAAUAAUAAAUGUAAUCGAUUAUUAUCUAAUUAAUUGUAUAUCUGCGAUGAAUCAAGCAGACACUAGUAAUAAUUUUGAAGACUAAUGACCGGUUACUUGUAUCACUUACUGUCACAAAAAAUAUUGAAAGAAACCUAUUAACAAUAUUAUGUAUUUACUCGUUAAAAUCAGAAGUUAAAGAGAAACCAUAACAUCGCGUUGCGACGACGCAUCGUAAAAAUUGCAUUAUACGACGACGAUGCUAAUUAUCAGUUUUGUACGGUAGUUUCAUUUGUACGAUCAGACAUUGCAAAUUUUUGGGAUGCGUCGUCGCAACGCGGUGUUCUAUCCUCUCCUUAACACUCUUGUAAUCUGUAGUGUGAUGUCAUUAUUCGAUAAUUACUGUGAAAUCAAUUCAAUAUAUUAUCUAUUACAACUUGUCUAAAUCACAUCAGUAUACCAAUGUUACGAGAACAGUUUAGUCACCAAUAACUGUACUUUACGACACAACACAGGUAGCCUUUUAAUACCUAAGCGUGAAUUUAGGUACCUAUUACCACAUAUUUACACAAUAUUGUCGUAACACUACUACUUGUAUGUGAUGGAUCUAUGUAUAUGUUUGUUAUAAUAAACCAUAAUAAAGUAAUCGAAAAAAUACAA
Spodoptera frugiperda (fall armyworm) is the source of this 6324-nucleotide messenger RNA. Its product is annotated as glutamate receptor 1. Gene Ontology annotation, biological process: synaptic transmission, glutamatergic; monoatomic ion transport; modulation of chemical synaptic transmission. Lineage: Eukaryota; Metazoa; Arthropoda; Insecta; Lepidoptera; Noctuidae. Bases 232 to 2958 code for a protein of 908 amino acids. Gene Ontology annotation, molecular function: transmitter-gated monoatomic ion channel activity involved in regulation of postsynaptic membrane potential; glutamate-gated receptor activity. The transcript is spliced from 18 exons. The record is from RefSeq and is a predicted model, not a curated record. Gene Ontology annotation, cellular component: postsynaptic membrane; plasma membrane.